This is a messenger RNA of Ananas comosus (pineapple), 1519 nucleotides long. Its product is annotated as protein ABHD17B-like. The coding region runs from base 168 to 1274 and encodes 368 amino acids. NCBI's taxonomy places the organism in Eukaryota, Viridiplantae, Streptophyta, Magnoliopsida, Poales, Bromeliaceae. The record is from RefSeq and is a predicted model, not a curated record. The transcript has 5 exons.
GGGGGGAAGGAAGCACGCGGUGCGGCUUAAAGAGCCGAUCGAGGCAGGCAGUCAGCGAGAGAGGGUGUAGUAGUAGGCAGGCAGGCAGUCAGUCAGUCAGUCAGUGAGUCUAGAGUGUAGGUAGGUAUAGCAGGGGAGGUGGGGCGAGCGUGGGGUGGGGGAGGGGGAUGGGCGGGGUGACGUCGUCGAUGGCGUCGAAGCUGGCGUUCUUCCCGCCGCAGCCGGCGUCGUACGAGGUGGCGAGGGAUGCGGAGACGGGGCUGGUGACGCUGAGCCGGUUCCCCCACCGGGAGAACGUGGAGGUGCUCCGCCUCCCCACCCGCCGCGGCAACCACAUCGUCGCCCUCCACGUCCGCAACCCCUUCGCCGCCUCCACCCUCCUCUACUCCCACGGCAACGCCGCCGACCUCGGCCACAUGUACGACCUCUUCCUCGAGCUCAGCAUCCACCUCCGCGUCAACGUCCUCGGGUAUGACUAUUCUGGAUAUGGCCAGUCAUCUGGAAAGCCAAGUGAACAGAACACAUAUGCUGAUAUAGAAGCCGCUUACAAAUGCCUAAUAGAGCAUUUUGGUGCCAAGGAAGAGGAGAUUAUCCUAUAUGGUCAAUCUGUUGGAAGUGGACCCACUAUAGACCUGGCAAGCCGCCUGCCUAAUUUACGAGCUGUUGUUUUGCAUAGUCCUAUAUUGUCAGGCUUGAGGGUUAUGUAUCCUGUGAAACGUACAUACUGGUUUGACAUCUACAAGAAUAUCGACAAGAUCCCUCUAGUAAAUUGUCCCGUGCUGAUAAUCCAUGGAACAACAGAUGAAGUUGUGGAUUGGUCUCACGGAAAGCAGCUUUGGGAACUCUGUAGGGAGAAAUAUGAGCCCCUAUGGCUUAAAGGAGGAAAACACUGCAAUUUAGAGCUCUUCCCGGAUUACCUCAAACAUCUCAAGAAGUUUAUAUUCACUGUCGAGAAAUCACCUUCCACUAGAAAUGAUUGGAGGAAAAGCAAUGACCAGUUUGAGCCUUCUCGGAAAAGCACCGACCGUUUUUUUGAACCGGCGAGAAAGAGCACAGACCGAAGAGACAAAUCAAGGUCUAGCAUAGACAAGUUGAGAACUAAUGAGUACAGAUACAGCAAUGUGGAGAAGUCAGAUAAGCUUAGGGUCUCAUUUGACCACUUCGAUAAGUCUAGGAGGAGCGUGGACUGCCUCGAGAGAUCGAGAAGGAACACCGAUCAGCUGGACAGAGGAAGGAAGAGCGUCGACAGGUUGGACAGAAUAUGGGCUGGGUGAAAUACCUUCAACUUCACUACUUUGUAAAAUUCUAUAUACAUGGGCUUGGUUGUGUUUGGAAAAUUAUUUGUGCAUUAAUUUGUGUUCUCCGAUCAUGGACUAUGCUUUUGUGGAGCUUCCAUAACAGUUUGUUGACAUGGUGAAAAAGGGGGGAAAAAAAGGAAGAAGCGAAAUCAAUGACAAAUUGUACCAUUAUUACAGUUGUAUGACAGUAUCUUGCCAAAAAAAACCAUCAGGUUUAUUUA